Molecule: messenger RNA, 3406 nt
Organism: Anopheles gambiae (African malaria mosquito)
Lineage: Eukaryota; Metazoa; Arthropoda; Insecta; Diptera; Culicidae
Exons: 6
Coding region: 1177-2154 (325 amino acids)
Source: RefSeq, a predicted model, not a curated record
ACGGCAAGCAGAAUCGCACACGAUCGAUCGAGGAUCGUCACCCUAUAGGGGUAAAUCCAACCGGAGGAAGGCAAGGGGAGUAGAUAGAAGGUAUGGCAAGAAGUUCCAUCUUCAGCACGCUGCUACGCCUUGUUUCAUUGAUCCAACGUACAGACGGGAGGGGGUCGUUUGGCGCUCCCGAGUGGUGGCGAGAAAGUUUUGCCUAACCGUGUGUCAGAGCGUCCGGCGUGUUCUCGUCCGUGUUCGACAGCUUCGUCGAAUCAUCGCUUCUUCACUUUUGCAACUUGUUCGGAAUGGAAUGAGGAAGAUGAUGGCUGGUACUCACCUGCGCCACGGUCAUAAACGACCGACAGCGAUGAUGAUGGUGAUGAUGAUGGCGAUGAUGUACGCGCCCAUCACAUGCGCCCAGGCUCGUUCGGUUGGGCUCUCACAUUUCAUUCCCCGAUAGACGAGCGGAGGGCCACCUGCAAAAGUCAGCCUUGGCCCUGGGAACGAGUUGCGUGCCUGCCAUGUCCGUUCGCCGCUGGUGGGGCUUUGGAGCUGAGUGGCUUACGCUCCUCACUAUGGGAAAGAUGCUGCUCGGUGGAAGCAUCACGGUGGUCGCCACCCGAAGCUGACCACGGCCACUCACGCUCACUCACCGCGCUCUCUCAGUCGUCAGUCGUCGAGCGAAACUUGAUCCGUGCACGCCGAAACGUUUCUACGCGCGCCGAACGUUACGCCUGCUAUCUUGCGCAUCACCUUCACCACCACCACCACCACCGAUCCGGCCGGUGUGCGUUACCAGCGAAGCUUUUCCUGCGCAGACCAACCAGUGCGAUCACUUCAUUCUGUCCGGUUCCGUCAACGCGAACGGAUUGCACGAUUGCUGUGCAGAGCGCGAUUUUCCAUUCAAUUUUUCCGCACGUGAGCGACAGCUAAAGAGAGUGUGCAAAGAAAGGUGUCUGGGUAGCUUUUUUGGUAGGCUUUUUUUUAGAAUUGCUGUUUAAUUUAAGUGAGAAAACAAAGUGUUGGCAAGUGGUUUGCAAACGGUUUGAAGUGCAAGUGUUUUCCACCGCUUGCUUCGAUAGGCGAGCUAAUAGUUUUGCGUGUGCUUCCCGUGCUUAGUGACAGUAACGUUCGAGCAGAGCAGCGUGGCAGCUACUAGGAGCACUUACCCAACUCCGACACGACACGAUGUUUGGCAAUCGAUUUUCACUGUUGCUGCUUGGCGCUACCCUCGUGCUUGGGUGCGCACUGGCGGAGAAGGCACCGGCCACCGUCGCGAAAACCAUAUCGACCGACCACGACACGAACGCGAGCCCCGGAGCGUCCCUGGUGACCGGAAAAGCUGUCCGGCUCGGCAAGGCCAGCAAAAAGUCCACCCCGAUCACGUACAUCAAGACGCUCGCGAUGGACAGCAGUGCAGCGCAGUCGAACGAGCUGGACGCAGGAGCGCACCAUCACGGGCCGCACAAGAACGCUAAUCGGUUCGCGCCGAAAUCGCUGGACGUUUCCUCCAAGAAGGAUCUGAGCAACGCGGAGCUGUUCGGCAAGCUCGGCCUGGGCAAGGUACGUCCCGCGACCAACCACCACAAGAAGCGGCUGGCGGAGGAAUCCCGCCACUACGGCCGUCCGGACGAUUCGCACAUGUAUGUCAUCAAGCUGCCCCCGAAUCCGUACUACUACACGAACAACGCCCCGCUGAACAGCAUUUCGGACGUCGGCAAGCAGGUCCCGGUUGGAUUCAAAUCGAACGGCAAACCGGCACGCAUCUACCACUGGAACAUUCCGGUGCUGAAGAAGAUGCUCGGCGCGAAGCAGAGCCGCCAUCCGAACUCGCGCCGCCACGAUGACAUCGACGAGCUGAUCGACAUUAAGGAAAUUCCGACCUGGAGCAAACCGUGGGAGGCGGCACCGCGCGAAAAGUCGCUGCUGAAGAUGGGCUCGCACGAGCGCGACGGGUCUGAUGGGUCGGGGCGGCUGGGCAAGCGCAAGUUCCCGACGUACUACGCGCCGGCCAAGAGGCAAACCGGCGGCGGCAAGUCGAAAAAGCACGCCAGCGGCAAGUACAGCACGGGUAGCAAUGGCAAGCCUCAGAGUUUUUAUAUUCUGGGCGACAAGGGCAGCAAAACGAAGAUCGUGAGCCACGAGAAGGCGACAGCGGGGGUGUAGUAUGGGGCCGUGGGCAAGCGAUUUAAGCUUAGCAAUAGGUAUUAAGCUUCAUACUAACUAAGCAUGAGGAAGAGCAUGAAGGGAAGAUAAGAAACAGUAGGGUAGAUUGGAGAGAACCUCAACCAAACACCAAGCUGCUGUGGCGGGUGGCUAAUGCUUUCAAUUGCUUCCAAAGGACUGUCACAUUUCUUCGACAUUUAUGUAUGAAAUUGCAAAGAUAGAUUUGUUUUUAAACCAUAUUCAAAGAAAGACACCUUUAUCUUACACAAUACUCCAACACUAUCGCAAGCAAUCAAAAUGAAAAAAGAUGAAAAAAAAAACUAGUUAUAGGUUUUAAAACGAUCCACCGUGCGUGUCUCUUCUUACACGAUGGUGGAAGUCAGGGUAACGUCGUCUCCUUCGGAGGAACUUUCGCUUAUCGCAUUAAUUCUAACGCACCUGGUGCUGCUACUGCUUUACUAUUUACUUGUACUUAAUUUAUUGUUUAGACCAGCAUCACAUUCUUCCCGCUAUGCUGCACUUGGAGUCUCGCAUAUUGCGAACGGCACGUGCACACUGUAGGGAGCGUUAUUCAUAAAACGCACGGCAUAUGUAUGUUAAUGUACGAUUUUUAUACUAGAUCUAUUCUCUUGAAUCAAGCCAGCAACCAGCAAACAAUUGAUCGUAUUUCCAGGUGUUGAAUGUUUAAAUUAACGAUUGUUUUUAAAACGAAACAAUAUUCCAAACGAACUGUGCGGUAUUGUGCGAACUGCGCAGAACGUUGUGGUGCUUAUGGGUUGAUUAAGCAAGUGCUUGUAAAUAAACAUAUCUUAAUCUUAUACAAAAGGGUUGAUCUGUACGUAAACCACUCAUCCGAACAGAAUAUUUCAAUGGCGGUAGAAUAUCGGAUAAGCUGUAGUUGCCAUGCGGACUGCAUAACUGUAAGGCGUAUUCCUUUAAGCGAUGCUUACCCUACACCCGAUUCGAUCUAGUGCGCUUGAGAGGUAUGCAAUCUGCUAUACAUAUCCAUAAGGGGUGAGCAGUAAACUUGGACAAACGUACUUACCGACCAUCCAAACAUAAAUUAUUGAAAAGCUAUGCUUACAAUUCGUUUGGUUAACUUUAUUUAAGAUUGCACUAAGUACGAACAAAUUAAAAAAGUAACAUUCAAAUUGACAUAUUCACAAAAAACAGUGUCCAACUCGAUUCUGCGUGUAACCUACGUAGCAGUAGUACACGUAGUCGUAAUAUUUAUCCCAUCCUACUCCCUUAA